Molecule: messenger RNA, 447 nt
Organism: Impatiens glandulifera
Lineage: Eukaryota; Viridiplantae; Streptophyta; Magnoliopsida; Ericales; Balsaminaceae
Product: paraneoplastic antigen Ma6E-like
Exons: 1
Coding region: 1-447 (148 amino acids)
Source: RefSeq, a predicted model, not a curated record
AUGAGGCAAUCUGGGCAGCCGCCUAAGGCCGGCGACCCUAAGGCCGGGGCAGCCUCUGGGGCGGGACAAUCUGGGCAGCCACCUAAGGCCGGGGCCGCCUCUGGGGUGGGACAAUCUGGGCAACCGCCUAAGGCUGGGGCCGACUCUGGGGUGGGACAAUCUGGGCAUUCGACUAAGGCUGGGGCCGCCUCUGGGGUGGGACAAUUUGGGCAGCCACCUAAGGCCGGGGCCGCCUCUUGGUUUGGGCAAUCUGGGCAUCCGCCUAAGGCCGGGGCUGCCUCUUGGGUGGGACAAUCUGGGCAUCCUCCUAAGGCCGGGGCUGCCUCUGGGGUGAGGCAAUCUGGGCAGCCGCCUAAGGCCGGGGCCGCCUCUGGGGUGAGGCAAUCUGAGCAGCCGCCCCCUAGGGCCAAUCCCCUCCCCAGACUCCCUACAAAUGUGUUCUUUUAG